Molecule: messenger RNA, 993 nt
Organism: Arthroderma uncinatum
Lineage: Eukaryota; Fungi; Ascomycota; Eurotiomycetes; Onygenales; Arthrodermataceae
Product: HMG box protein
Exons: 1
Coding region: 1-993 (330 amino acids)
Biological process (GO): regulation of transcription by RNA polymerase II
Cellular component (GO): nucleus
Molecular function (GO): DNA-binding transcription factor activity, RNA polymerase II-specific; RNA polymerase II cis-regulatory region sequence-specific DNA binding
Source: RefSeq, a predicted model, not a curated record
AUGGAAGCCUGGGUAAAUCGCCCGGUUGAGACUCGGCUGAAUGAAGCGAAGAUAAAAAAUGGUAAGAUCGCACGACCAAUGAACUCAUUCAUGCUAUACCGAUCAGCAUAUGCGGAGAGAACGAAAGAAUGGUGCUCGCAAAACAACCAUCAAGUCGUCUCACGGGCCUCCGGACAGAGCUGGCGACUUGAACCCCGAGAGAUCCGAGAUCAAUAUCGACGAUAUGCAGCUACUGAGCGACAUAAUCACCACAAAGCCCAUCCCGGCUAUAAGUUUGCACCGAACAGGAAGCAGAACACACCCAUGAACCAGAAUGGUGCCAAAAGCCUGAGUGCAGCAGCCAAGGAAGAUCUUAGCGACUCAGAAGACCAAGGAUUUAAUAUUACCUCCCACCCCCGUCUGGCAAACAGACGACGAACCCUGGGCCCCAGAGGUGAUAUUAACCGUAGCCAAACUUCAACCCCGUGCGACAACGACAGUAUAUACAAGAGCGGUCAUUCCACCCCCGUGUCCCAUUCGCAUCGCGACACAUAUCGGAACGGAGAUAUCAACCGCUCGCAAUGGGAGGUGAACAACCCCGGCGGCACACCUCACCCUGGUAUCAUAUCACAACCACAUUACUACCCGCCAUCGAUGCGCCACGGAUUGAAUAUCGAAGACGUGACAUAUACGAGGAUUGGUAUGCCGGGAGGCGUGACCUGUGACACCGCCGCAUCAGUGACCAUCAUGCCAGGUAGCAACGCGGAGCUUCUUCAGCCACAGACACUCUCUCAUACCGGAAUACCUGUCCCCAUGAACGAAGUCCCAGUUGAUCCACGGCUGUUAGAAUUCGACCACACACGUACCCCACUGCUAGCCAAUAAUGGCAGCAGCUUUGGAGACCAACCCGACUCUUGGCAGUUUCCUCUAGCAAGAAACCAGCACUAUCUCCAUGGGUACAUGUCUGUUCCCGAAAUCGACCAGUGUCCUUACACCAUGCUUCCACCAUCGUGA